Penicillium daleae is the source of this 1086-nucleotide messenger RNA. Its product is annotated as peroxidase. Gene Ontology annotation, biological process: cellular response to oxidative stress; response to reactive oxygen species; hydrogen peroxide catabolic process. Lineage: Eukaryota; Fungi; Ascomycota; Eurotiomycetes; Eurotiales; Aspergillaceae. Gene Ontology annotation, molecular function: peroxidase activity; heme binding. The transcript is spliced from 2 exons. Bases 1 to 1086 code for a protein of 361 amino acids. The record is from RefSeq and is a predicted model, not a curated record.
AUGGCUUCCGCUGCUCGCUCCGCCUCCCGCGCCUUCUUGCGCUCGACCUCCUCGUUCCGUCCGGCUGCGCGCUCUGCUCGCUUUGCCCUCCCCGCGCAGGGUUUCCGUGCCUCUGCUCGUCGUGGCUAUGCCUCGGAGGCUGGUGAGAAGAAGGGUGGCUCUGGCGGUAUCUUUGCUCUUGCCAUUGCCGUGGCCGGUGGUGCUGGUGCCUACUUCUACCUGAACGGCGAGUCCACCAAGGGCCCCUUCGUUCCCACCAAGGAGGACUACCAAAAGGUCUACGAUGAGAUUGCCUACCGUAUGGCCAACGAGACCGACUAUGACGAUGGCAGCUACGGUCCCGUCCUCGUUCGUCUUGCCUGGCACGCCAGCGGUACCUAUGACAAGGAGACCGGCACUGGCGGUUCGAAUGGAGCAACCAUGCGUUUCGCUCCUGAGUCUGACCACGGUGCCAACGCUGGUCUGAAGCACGCCCGCGACUUCCUCGAGCCCGUCAAGGCCAAGUUCCCCUGGAUCACCUACUCCGAUCUCUGGACCCUGGCCGGUUCCGCCGCCAUCCAGGAGCUGGGUGGUCCUAUCAUCCCCUGGAGACCCGGCCGUGGGGACAAGGAUGUCGCCGCCUGCACUCCUGACGGCCGUCUGCCCGAUGCCUCCAAGGACCACCGCCACAUCCGCGACGUCUUCGGCCGCAUGGGCUUCGAUGACCGUGAGAUGGUCGCUCUGAUCGGUGCCCACGCUCUGGGCCGUGCUCACACCGACCGCUCCGGCUACGACGGCCCCUGGAACUUCAGCCCGACUGUCUUCACCAACGAGUUCUUCCGUCUGCUCGUUGACGAGAAGUGGAACCAGCGCAAGUGGAACGGUCCCGCUCAGUUCACUGACAAGACCACCUCCACUCUGAUGAUGCUGCCCGCUGACAUUGCCCUCAUCAAGGACAAGGGCUUCCGCACGCACGUUGAGCGCUACGCCAAGGACAGCGAUGUCUUCUUCAAGGAGUUCGCCGAGGUCUACGUUAAGCUCCUCGAGAACGGUGUCCCCUUCACCAGCAAGCCCGAGGACCGCUUCGUCUUCAAGACCUCUGAGUAA